Messenger RNA from Eremomyces bilateralis CBS 781.70, 1332 nucleotides. Its product is annotated as alpha/beta-hydrolase. Gene Ontology annotation, molecular function: hydrolase activity. The coding region runs from base 1 to 1332 and encodes 443 amino acids. NCBI's taxonomy places the organism in Eukaryota, Fungi, Ascomycota, Dothideomycetes, Eremomycetales, Eremomycetaceae. The record is from RefSeq and is a predicted model, not a curated record. The transcript has 2 exons.
AUGUCACGCAGGAGUUGGACCUCACUACCGUUCUCCGUUCAGUGGCGCUCUGCUUUAGUCAAAUUGCCUCGAUUCGUUCCAACCCAAGUCUUAAAUUUCACCAACCCAGAAGGCCCAUAUCCGGUAAUACUGAAUCUCACAGGAAGGGAUGGAAAACAUAAAAUCCCACUCUAUGUCUUUAUUCCCCCUAGCCUCACACAUCCUCCAGACGGUUCUUGGGAGCCUGCUCCCAUUGUGCUGGACUUCCAUGGCGGUGGGUUUUUCCUCGGAGGCUGUUUAGAACAGGCGCCUUUCUGUGCUCUCAUGGCUCGCAGGCUUGGUGCGAUCGUGAUCAGCGUGGAUUACCGGAUGGCACCGGCGGAUCCCUUCCCAGCCGCAUUGGAAGACGCCGAGGACGUACUUCGUGCGAUUUUCGACAGCACAAGUGAUUCUGGGAAGCAGCUGAGGUCGGGGAUCUUGGCCAAUCUAUACGGUCCCGUCAAGAAUGCCAAAGAGGAGGGCGAUGAGCGUGAUCUUCUUGACACAGAUCGGGUCGCAAUCUCCGGUUUCAGUUCAGGGGCGAAUAUUGCACUGAAUCUUGGAAUGCAUAUUCCGGAAACUCUUCUUAAACCCUUCGAGCAUAUCAUGGGGACGCCAACCUCAAAAUCCGGCUGGCCAUCACCUAUUCCCCAUUAUCCACAGCGGCGACCAGUGGCCCUGUUGAUAUUUUAUGCUCCCUUCGACUUGCGACUUCUACCUUCCGAGAGACCUCCAGCUCCAGCCCCUAAUGCCCCCAACGUAUCUGAAGCUCCCCCGAAUUGGUGGAAUUCGAUGAAUAUCGGCGAUCUUCUAGCGGAGACAUACGUUUCGAGAGAACUCUCCGCCCAUCCUCGAGCAUCCCCGGGACUUUUAGAUCCAAAUCAUGAAGUUGAAGUGGAAAUGGACCUAUAUCCCCCAUUGAAGGCCGAAGAAAGUGAAACGCUCAACACGCCCGACCGGAAAAUGACAACGAAAUCUACAGCACUUCAUCCAUUCACAAGAAUAUUACUGGUGCUCCCCGCGAUAGACAAUCUUACUGUUCAAGGAGAAGAAUGGGCCUCCAAAGUCGACAAGGCCGGACGAGGAGCGCAACUCAGCGUGCGGAGAGUUGAGGGGGUUCGGCAUGGUUGGACCCAGAUGCCGGAUGGAUGGCUCAAGGAAAGCGAACGUCAAUCGAAAUGGGCAGUCUUCGAGGAUGCCGUUCAAUUUUCCCAGCAAGUCUGGAACAGAGAGGAGUCUGGCACGGAGCGGCCGUCCCAGGCAGAGGUCAAUGAAGAUCGGCGACAGUCGGCACAAGUGCAAAUGAGCCAGUGA